This is a messenger RNA of Aureobasidium melanogenum CBS 110374, 1020 nucleotides long. RefSeq names its product UAA transporter. NCBI's taxonomy places the organism in Eukaryota, Fungi, Ascomycota, Dothideomycetes, Dothideales, Saccotheciaceae. Gene Ontology annotation, cellular component: Golgi membrane; endoplasmic reticulum membrane. Gene Ontology annotation, biological process: transmembrane transport. Bases 1 to 1020 code for a protein of 339 amino acids. The record is from RefSeq and is a predicted model, not a curated record. Gene Ontology annotation, molecular function: UDP-N-acetylglucosamine transmembrane transporter activity. The transcript has 5 exons.
AUGGCGUCAAUCGUUCUUGCGUCACUCAACACAGUUGGGCUUAUCUUUGGAGGAUGUUGCUCGAAUGUUUUCACAUUGGAGAAGAUAAUCAAGACUGAAGCCGACAGUGGACUUCUGAUCACUCUCUCCCAAUUCAUCUUCACCGCACUAGCAGCCUCCUUCUCUCAGAUUACACCGACCCUAACGCUGAGGUCCCCUUCCGUACCCAUGCGCAAAUGGGCCUACAUUGCUCUCAUGUUCUUUGCCGUCAACAUGCUCAAUAAUUGGGCUUUCGCCUUCAACAUCUCCGUCCCGGUGCAUAUUAUCUUACGCUCCUUUGGCUCUGUGACGACUAUGUUGGCAGGUGCAUUGCAAGGCAAACGAUAUACAUGGCUGCAAGUUGAAAGUGUGGUCAUCCUGACUCUGGGAGUAUUGGUGUCUGCGUUUGCGGAUGCUGAUAGCAAGGGCAAAUCAGUAGAAGCAAGCAGCACAGACCUAAGCUCCGGCCUGCUGAUCCUUCUCGCCGCACAAAUCCUUUCUGCAUACAUGGGCGUCUACGUCCAAGACACCUACGCAACUCACGGCUCCCACUGGCGCGAAAACCUCUUCUACAGCCACUUUUUGUCCCUCCCUUUGUUCCUUCCUCUGGCUGGCACUCUACAACGCCAAUACGCUGCUCUCUCGACAACCCCUCCCCUUUCCAUCCCCAACAGCUUGCCCGUCCUGCAAAGCGCCAACCUACCCAGCGGAAUCCUCUACCUGCUGCUAAACUCUUUAACCCAAUUAGCGUGUAUAACAGGCGUAAACCUGCUUUCCGCACAAGCAAGUGCAGUCACUGUUACUAUUGUGCUGAAUGUGCGCAAACUCGUCAGCUUUGUGGCGAGUACGGUUUUGUUUGGACAUUCUUUGAGUGGGAUGAUGUGUCUGGGUGCGGGGUUGGUAUUUGGGGCUGGUGCGUUGUAUGGGUGGGAAACUAGUUAUCGGAUCCCUCAGCAGAAGAAGCAAACCGCAAAGGGGAAGGAGGACGGGAAGGCGCAGUGA